Doryrhamphus excisus (bluestripe pipefish) is the source of this 5158-nucleotide messenger RNA. The record is from RefSeq and is a predicted model, not a curated record. NCBI's taxonomy places the organism in Eukaryota, Metazoa, Chordata, Actinopteri, Syngnathiformes, Syngnathidae.
UUUGAUGCUAUAAAUAGCUAUGUGCAGUCUAUAAAUUACCUCUCUUGAUCUGCCUGCUCGGAAAAGACGACCCCUGCUGUUGAGCAGUUGGAAGUACAAGUUGCACAAAAUGGCCAUGAACGUGACAUUGGCUUUCAGGUAAAUGAAGACAGUUGGCCAGCAGGUGGCAGCAGUGUCGUCUUCCUGUGUCCGUUCAGUGACGUCACGUACAUCCUUGCAGCCUGUGGAAGGAGUCGCUGCAGUGUCCGCGGGGGGUUGGAGAUUUGAUUCCGGAGUCUGUCUGGACCCCCCCGGCGUCAUGGUGGUCUUCAACGGGCAGCUGAAGAUCAGGAUUUGCGAGGCGCUGGAUCUGAAACCCACGGCCUGGUCCCUGCGUCACGCCGUGGGGGGCAAGAGUCAGUCGACCUUCCUCCUGGACACGUACAUCGCCCUGAACGUGGACGACUCGCGGGUGGGCCAGACUUGCACCCGGCAGAGGACCAACAGCCCGACGUGGAACGAUGAGUUCACCACGGAGGUGCGCGACGGCCGCGCCAUCGAGCUGUCCGUCUUCCACGACGCGCCCAUCGGGUACGACGACUUCGUGGCCAACUGCGUCAUCCAGUUUGACGACGUCGUGCACAACCACAGCAAACACAUGGAGGACUGGGUGGACCUGGAGCCGGCUGGGCGGGUCUACGUGGUGAUUGACUUGUCAGGAUCGUCCUCUGAAGCUCCGGUCUCCAGCGGCAACGAGGAGCGGGUUUUUCGCCAGCGGUUGCAGCCCAGAAAACGUCAGGGCGCCGUACGCCGCAGGGUCCACCAGGUGAACGGACACAAGUUCAUGGCCACCUACCUGAGACAGCCCACCUACUGCUCCCACUGCAGGGACUUCAUCUGGGGCGUUUUGGGGAAGCAGGGAUACCAGUGCCAAGUGUGCACGUGUGUGGUCCACAAGCGCUGCCAUGAGCUCAUCAUCACCAAGUGUGCCGGCAUGAAGAAGCAGGAGGACAAGGUCCAGGAGCCGCUGGGCUCGCAGAGGUUCAGCGUGAACAUUCCGCACAAGUUCAGAAUUCACAACUUCAAAGUUCUCACCUUCUGCGACCACUGUGGCUCCCUGCUGUGGGGUCUCCUGCGACAAGGCCUGCAGUGCAAAGUGUGUAAAGUCAGCGUGCACAAGCGUUGCCAGAGCAACGUGGCACCAAACUGCGGCGUGGACGCGCGGGGCAUCGCUAAAGUCCUCUCGGACCUCGGAGUCACGCCGGACAAGAUCUCCAACAGCGCGCAGAGACGGAGGAAGGCGUCACAUCCGCAGCUCCCUCAGGUUCACCACCCACAACAGCUGCCUGAUUUACCUCAGACCCAAGAAGACCGCUCAAGAUCUGCCCCCACGUCCCCAUGUGACCCCGAUGCAAAGGAGCUGGAGAACAUCCGGAAAACUCUGUCCUUUGACCGAGGAGACAAGGAGCUCUCUCCUAGCCCCUCGGUUGCCGUGGUGACAGACACGAGGGGCGGCGGCGAGGGGGGCGUGAAAGAAAGUCAACAAAAAAACGGCGAGGUCAAAAGUCCUUCUGCUCCAGAGCUCCAGAGGAUGAACCUCCACGACUUUGUCUUCAUCAAAGUUCUGGGAAAAGGAAGCUUCGGGAAGGUGAUGCUGGCGGAGCUGAAAGGAAGCGAGGAGGUGUACGCCGUCAAGGUGCUGAAGAAGGACGUCAUCCUGCAGGACGACGACGUGGACUGCACGCUGACGGAGAAGCGCAUCCUGGCGCUGGCUCGGAAACAUCCGUACCUGACCCAACUCUUCUGCUGCUUCCAGAACAAAGACCGCCUCUUCUUCGUGAUGGAAUACGUCAACGGAGGCGACCUCAUGUUUCAGAUUCAGCGCUCCAGGAAGUUUGAUGAGACGCGAUCCCGUUUUUACGCCGCCGAGGUCACGUCCGCUCUGAUGUUCCUGCACCGGCAUGGAGUCAUAUACAGGGACUUGAAGCUGGACAACAUCCUGUUGGACGCAGAGGGCCACUGUAAGCUAGCAGACUUUGGAAUGUGCAAGGAGGGGAUCCUGGACGGCGUCACCACCAACACCUUCUGCGGGACGCCAGACUACAUCGCACCCGAGAUCCUGCAGGAGCUGCAUUACGGGCCUUCGGUGGACUGGUGGGCGUUGGGGGUGUUGAUGUACGAGAUGAUGGCGGGACAGCCGCCAUUCGAGGCCGACAAUGAAGACGACCUGUUUGAGUCCAUCCUCCACGAUGACGUCCUUUAUCCCGUCUGGCUCAGCGCGGAGGCCGUGUCCGUCCUCAAAGCGUUCAUGACCAAAAGUCCCAGCAAACGUCUGGGCUGCGUGCUCGCUAACGGCCUGGACGAGGCCAUCAAGCUCCACCCAUUCUUCCGAGAGCUCGACUGGACGCUGCUGGAGGCGAGGCGGAUCACGCCGCCAUUCAAGCCUCGCAUCAAAACCAAAAGGGACGUGAACAAUUUCGACCAGGACUUCACGCGAGAGGAACCCGUAUUGACGCCGGUGGAGGACAGCGUGGUGAAGCAGAUCAACCAGGAUGAGUUCAAAGGUUUCUCCUACUUUGGAGAGCAAACUGUGGCAUAGACGUACGUACGUGUACACUAUAUCCAAACCAUGGCGCCAUCUUUUCUUUGGACCGCUCCAGGAAGUAUACUAGACCAUUUGCAUUGCCACAUGUGUGGUUGACCUUGACUCAGAGGUCAUGUGAAGUCCAAACAGGUCGCAUUUGAAGCUCAUCUAGGAUCGCCAACAUGCUUUUUGCACACUCAUCGGGUACGCUUGUUGUCGAAUUUCGCACCGGCGUACGCUACACCGGGUUGCUCCUGCCCGUGGCGUGCACUUCCAAAAGAACGUUACCUCACGCUGUCAUGUGGCGGACCGUAAAGGCUGUGAUUGGUCAGAAUGUAGGACAUGACUUCCUGUGUUUACACCACUUUGCGGUUGUUUUAAUGAACUUUUAAUGAACGCCUGUCACCCAUUCAAAAGCCUUGGAAGAUAGCUGCUCAUUUAGAAUUUACACGCUGUUGUGCAACAACAACAACAUGACCUUGGAAAACAAUAACAAUGCUUGAAAUGAAUUACGUGUACUCAUAUUUCAACUGUAUGCACUUACCAACCAUUCAUCACCAACUCGCUCACUUAUUUGUGCAGAAUGAAUGAAUGAAAUCCUUCAAUUUCACAUCAACAUUUGCAAUAAAGUCUCGUUCCAGCUGCAAUAAAUCACCCUCUCACCCGUCUCUCUUUAAUUACCAUGGUUGGAUCGCUACAAAGGAAGACGACAAGAUAAAUAAUCGACAAGAGUUGAUGUCGCAUCAACGUCUACAAAAGCUUGGGUGUCCAAAGUAUGGUCCAGGGGCCAUUCGCAGCCCUCGAUUUGUUUCUUUUAUGGUGUAUGGUUUGGCGUGGUAUGGUGUAUGGUAUGGUGUAUUGUGUGGUAUGGUAUGGUGUAUGGUGUUUGGUAUGAUGUAUUAUACGGUGUAUGGUUUGGUGUAUUGUGUGGUAUGGUAUGGUGUAUGGCAUGAUGUAUUAUAUGGUGUAUGGUUUGGUAUGAUGUAUUAUAUGGUGCAUGGUAUGAUGUAUGGUAUAAUGUAUUAUAUGGUGUAUGGCAUGAUGUAUUAUAUGGUGCAUGGUAUGAUGUAUGGUAUAAUGUAUUAUAUGGUGUAUGGCAUGAUGUAUUAUAUGGUGUAUGGUUUGGUAUGAUGUAUUAUAUGGUGUAUGGUAUGAUAUAUGGUAUAAUGUAUUAUAUGGUGUAUGGUAUGAUGUAUGGUAUAAUGUAUUAUAUGGUGUAUGGUUUGGUAUGAUGUAUAAUAUGGUCCAUGGUAUGAUGUAUGGUAUAAUGUAUUAUAUGGUGUAUGGUUUGGUAUGAUGUAUAAUAUGGUCCAUGGUAUGAUGUAUGGUAUAAUGUAUUAUAUGGUGUAUGGUUUGGUAUGAUGUAUUAUAUGGUGCAUGGUAUGAUGUAUGGUAUAAUGUAUUAUAUGGUGUAUGGUAUGAUGUAUUAUAUGGUGUAUGGUAUGAUGUAUGGUAUAAUGUAUUAUAUGGUGUAUGGUAUAAUGCAUUAUAUGGUGUAUGGUAUGAUGUAUGGUAUAAUGUAUUAUAUGGUGUAUGGUAUGAUGUAUUAUAUCGUGUAUGGUAUGGUGUAUUGUGUGGUAUGGCAUAUGAUAUGGUGUAUUGUAUGGUGAAUGAUAUGGUGUAUGGUAUGGUGUAUUGUGUGGUAUGGCAUAUGAUAUGGUGUAUUGUAUGGUGUAUGGUAUGGGGUAUGAUAUGGUGUAUUGUAUGGUUUGGCAUGGUGUAUGGUAUGAUGUAUUAUAUGGUGUAUGGUUUGGUAUGGUGUAUUGUGUGGUAUGGUAUGGCAUCUGAUAUGGUGUAUGGUUUGGUAUGGUGUAUGGCAGUGUUUUUCAACCUUUUUUGAGCCACGGCACGUUUUUUACGUUGGAAAAAUUUUGCGGCACACCAAUAACCAACAUUAUUUGCUUCUUUCAGCUUUUUCCUGAUUAUGGACUCGCCACAGCAGAUCCUUUUGAUCCGCAUACUAAUUUAACCAACAAUGUUACAAAAUGUCCCCACUACCUCUCACGCGCAUCACUACGUCUAUUAGAUGAACGAGGCAAUCAGCUACGUGUUGCCACACGGACGAAUAUUACAUUGCUCUGCCAGUCUUUACACCAAUGACACGCGACAAAAUAAUAUUUGCAGAAAAUUAUUAAUACAUGUUAGUUAAAAAAGUGAUAUUGAAUAAUUCCUCACGGCACACCUGACGAUUUCUCACGGCACACUUGUGUGCCGCGGCACAGUUGUUGAAAAUCACUGGUGUAUGGUAUGGUAUGGCAUAUGAUAUGGUGUAUGGUUUGGUAUGGUGUAUGGUAUGGUGUAUGGUUUGGUAUAGUGUAUUGUAUGGUGUAUGGUUUGGUAUGGUAUGUGGUAUGGUGCAUGGUAUGGUAUGGUGUAAGGUAUGGUGUAUGGUAUGGUACGGUGUGUGGUAUGAUAUUUGCUAUGGUGUAUGAUAUGGUCUGGAGAAGAGCAUUGAAAAGGAUGAAGAGUGGGAAGGCACUCGGUCCUGAUGGUAUACCUCUGGAGGUAUGGAAGUGUUGGAGAGAGAACAGUAGAGUUCCUGACUGCGUUGUUCAAUAGGAUCUUAGAUGGUGAGAAGAUGCCUCGGGAAUGGAG